This is a messenger RNA of Pieris rapae (cabbage white), 2644 nucleotides long. RefSeq names its product probable 4-methylmuconolactone transporter (gene cts). Gene Ontology annotation, cellular component: membrane. Bases 201 to 1706 code for a protein of 501 amino acids. Gene Ontology annotation, biological process: transmembrane transport. Lineage: Eukaryota; Metazoa; Arthropoda; Insecta; Lepidoptera; Pieridae. The record is from RefSeq and is a predicted model, not a curated record. The transcript has 11 exons. Gene Ontology annotation, molecular function: transmembrane transporter activity.
CCACAAGCGUAGUCAGUGGAUACCGCGCACUUUGCAACAACGCACGUGCCAUCAUAUUACCUCUAAAGAGGUUGCGAAUCGAAUUCGAAGUUCAAACGAAGUCGAAAUCGAGUCGUGCAUUUGAAUUCCGCGCGUGAUUUUUGGCGGGAUUUAGUUGUGUUUAUACUCUGUGAUUUUGUGCAGUCUGUGAAAAAUACACAAUGUUUCAUGGAGGCAUUUUGUCAAAGUUGCGUGGUUUCUACAAGUGGUAUGUGCUGGGUUUGGUGUCUGUGGGAUACAUCCUUGGAGAGCUGGGACAUUACCUAAUAGGAACAACAUCGAAAGUGACAGCUGACGAUCUACACUAUGGUGAUAAGUCGUGUAUGCUGAACGCAACCCAUCUGCAUCUCAGCCAGCUCCCAGUUAUAUGUGAAAAGGUCAACUCCAGCGAAAUAUGCGAAUCUCUUUCCCUAAACGGCACUUAUUACUGCGAGUGGGGCUACAAUGGCCUUGGGAUAGACUACCAGGUUUUAGCUGGCCCUGCCUUCAUGGCUGUCUUCACGGUUGUGGGUGUCAUAUUGGGCGUGGUCGCUGACAAGUACAACCGAGCAAGAAUUUUAUCAGUGUGUACUGUGGUCUUCGUGGUCGCUAUUCUGAUGAUGGGCAGUGUAAAUGAAUACUGGCAUCUAGUGAUACUUCGGAUGAUAAUGGCGGCUGGUGAAUCAGGCUGCAACCCUCUAGCGACUGGUAUUUUGACGGAUCUCUUCCCCGAACACCAGAGGGCUCUGGUACUGUCUAUAUUCAACUGGGGUAUCUAUGGAGGAUAUGGUAUCGCAUUUCCGGUUGGCAGAUACGUUCCAAUUUUGAAUGCUUGGGGACUGAGCUGGCGACUAUGCUACUACAGUGCUGGUAUUGUGGGUCUGGUAAUUGCUGCUCUUACAUUACUCACUCUUCGCGAACCGGAAAGGACUACUAUCGGAGAAGAAGGUACAGGAAAACCUACAGACGGUGUAGAGUCUGGCAAGAAGAUGCCCCAAGUUACCAUCUGGCACGUGAUUGCUCAACCUAGAAUUAUCCUGCUCUGUCUGGCUGCAUCUAUCAGGCAUUGCGGUGGUAUGACCUUCGCAUACAAUGCAGACCUGUACUACCGAGACUACUUCCCUGACGUAGACUUGGGUUGGUGGCUGUUCGCUGUCACUGUAGGCAUUGGAUCCGUAGGAGUCGUUGUUGGGGGAGUUAUUUCUGAUAAGUUUGUAUCUCGUAUGGGUGUUCGUUCGCGAGUGUUAGUAUUGGCUGUCUCACAAUUAAUUGCUACGUUACCAGCCUUUGGAUCUGUUAUCUUUGGUCCUCUGUGGGCUAUGAUCACGCUGGCCUUCUCCUAUUUCUUCGCUGAAAUGUGGUUCGGAAUUGUAUUCGCGAUCUUAGUUGAGAUCGUACCACUCUCUGUUCGAUCUACAACAGUUGGAGUAUUUCUCUUUGUAAUGAACAAUGUUGGUGGUAACUUGCCCAUCCUGGUCGACCCUGUAUCUAAGGCAAUAGGCUACAGAGAGGCUGUCAUGAUCUUCUACGCUGGAUUCUAUGGCAUUAGUAGCAUAUUAUUCUUCCUCACAAUGUUCUUUAUGGAUGGAGCGGUGGAGAAACCAGAAGAGAAAACGAACGGUCUAGAUAAUUCCGCAUACAUUCAAGACGAAACUCGACACAGGCCCAUACAAGAUGCUAGGUUAUAAACGAUGAGUUCAACAAAGCGCCAUCAGAUGGCGUUUGCCUAUUUAUUUGUACUUGUGUCUGUGGCCCUACUAUCUAUGGAAUGAAGUUCCAUUUUGGCGCCAAUUCGUGUCGUUCGAAUUUGAUAUUUUGUUUAAACGUGCUAGUUAACCUCUGUCUUAACAAUAAUAAAAUUAGUAAUACAUUUUUUUCUAAUGUAAAAUUGAGCAAUUAAAUUAUUAGACAGGGUAGUAUGGCUAAUAUAACGGAUUACCUUCUAGAACUCGUAAUGAACAAUGAAGUGAUAUUGCACCGUUCCUUUAUUUAGUUUUAAGAUGUAGAUAAGUAAUGAUUUGUAUCUAUUUAUGUUGUUAUAUUUAUUGUAUUGAGUUGUAGCUCUCAAUAUUUACUCUGGCGACUACAAAACACACACAAUUUAACCAGAAAAUAUGAGAAGGUAAAACUGUACCUAAUGAUUAUGAAAGUUGAUAUUUACAAUAUAAAAUUAUUUCAUUCUAAAUAGGUAUAAAAAUCAAUCAAAAUCAAAUCUAUCAUUUCUAAUAGAAUUGAGCAAAAAUACUUAAAUUACAGAUAUUUAAUGAACCAAUUUGAUACAUUAAAAUACAUAUUGUACAAUGUUUGAAAUAUGACUUAAUGCCAGUUGCGUCUACCUACAAAUUCGUCCUCAUUCUAUAAUAUGGAAAAGCAAAUUUUAUAUACACCACAUAAAAAUUGAUAAAACUAUUGAGAAUUAAUCUCUAAAAUGUUUUUUUUUUAUUUUGAUCACAAUUUGUAUUCUGUUAUCUGGCAGCCUUGUUAGCCUGUCCUUCAACCAAUUUAAAAAAAAUUUAAAGUGUAACUUGAUCCGCCUUAUGGAAAUCUACUUGUUUUAUGACAAAUGUUAUAUUUGUGAUAUUGUAAAUAUUUAUUUGUUAAGAUUUUUGUAAAUAAAUUAAUUUGA